AUGGUCGGCUCCGUGAAGACGUUGGUCGCCCCGCAUACAAAGCUGGGCGAGUCUCCCAUUGUGCGACAAUCCGAUGGCACUCUACACUUUAUCGACGUCCUGGGCGCAGCGAUACAUGUGCUGAAACUGCCGGAUCUUCAGGUGUUACGAUCUAUUACUUGCCCGCAACCAAUCUCGUUCAUUUGCUUCCAUGAAGAAGGAGGUUAUGUCGCAUGCUCCUUCGACUCGGUCGUCCGCAUUGGGGAAGAUGGGGGUUGGCAGGUCAUGAAACAGGUCCUUGCAGACUCCAAUUCUGUCCGAUUGAACGACGGCGCCGUGGAUUCGCAGGGCAGGCUCUGGUUUGGAAGUAUUGACCUGGCCACCGAGGCCGUCCCCAUAUCCGACUUCGACAGCAGAAUUCACUCUCCAAGGGGCUCUUUGUAUCGCUAUGACCGUGACGGGACAUUGACCGUCUUCGAAGACGGUGGCAUUGUUUGUGGCAACGGGAUUGGGUGGUCCCCCGACGAGGCCACCAUGUAUUUUACGGAUUCCUACAUCGGAGUCAUUUGGGCGUACGAUUUUGAACCGGGCUCCGGGAGCAUCCGUAACAAAAGAAUCUUGAUCGAUCGACGGGGGCUCGUGGGUCAGCCUGACGGUCUUCUCGUUGAUUCAGAAGGCAGUAUCUACACUUUUCUCUGGGAUGGCGCUGCAGUGGUGAAAUACGACAGUACGGGCCGAGAGCUAGCGCGAUGGCCGGUCAAUUCAGCUCGCGUCACUCACGGUGCAUGGUUCGGAGAUCAGUAUAACCAUCUUUUCAUCACCUCUGCCGAGAGUGAUGACGGCUCUGCUGUAUGGAAAGGCGAAGAGGCUGGUGCUCUGUUUGAGCUUCGCGACAUGGAAGCGGCGGGGUUGGAGAAGCAUGUGUUCAAAGGGAAAGCCACAAUCUCUUGA
Molecule: messenger RNA, 930 nt
Organism: Capronia epimyces CBS 606.96
Lineage: Eukaryota; Fungi; Ascomycota; Eurotiomycetes; Chaetothyriales; Herpotrichiellaceae
Exons: 3
Coding region: 1-930 (309 amino acids)
Biological process (GO): L-ascorbic acid biosynthetic process
Molecular function (GO): gluconolactonase activity; calcium ion binding
Source: RefSeq, a predicted model, not a curated record